GAACCGGUCAUUCAAUGUGCACGUCGUGUUUGUACGCUCAACAUCAAGACUGACGUAUUGUACAAACCUCGCCACAGUACAACGACGCUUGUUAGUUGCGCUAUCGCGGUUCACGUAUGUUUUUCUCGGACUUCGGUUGUUCGUUCCGAUUUCGUUAUUGUAACACCGAUCAACGACUCAUACGAAUGUUUCCAUGAUUUGUUUUGGAUUUCGAUUGAUCGUUCAUAUAACAAGUGCGAACGUGCGUCCCGGACGCAUAUAACUCUAUAGUAACGUUUUAAAAAUAAUUAAAUACAGUCCACCCGUGUCCGAUUUAACCGGAUUUCGAAUUCCAGUGCAACAAAUGGGCGAAAUCAGCGGAUCGUGUUCGAAGUGCGUGUUCGACCGGUUACCGCCGGAAAUGAUCCGUUUCAUAUUCCGGAAGCAGUCCACCGACGACCUGCUGCAGGCGUCCGCGACCACUGAUCGGUUGCACCGGGUCGCGCAGCACCACAUGUAUCUGUCGGAGGGCGCGCUGUUGAUGCGCGGCGGCCAGGACACGGCGGCCACGGUGACGCGGACGUACGACGUGCGCAACGUGACGUCGCUGUACCUGGUGGACGUGUUCGACUUCGACCGGGACGUGCCGCGACAGUUCUGGCCGCACCGGGAUGGCAGCAUCUUUGAGCGGGCGGACGACAGCGACGAAGAGGACACCGACGACCGCGACGACCGGCACGGUGGCGAGGGCGACGGCCGACCGGUGCCGUUGGAGGUGUUGCACGUGGGCUACGCGAAACCCGUGGCCUACGGUGACCUGAUGUCCGGUGGCCUGCGGCGGCUGUUGCGCAGCGUGCGCGCCAAACGGUUGUGCUUCAGCAACGUGCUGAUGGCCGCCGACGAUGUGGCUGACGUGGUGUCGGCCACACUCGAGGCCGGCGGCCACGACGAGUGGCCACCAGUGCUCCGGUGCUCGCACGACCGGGCCGACGACGCGCAAGUGCUCGAUCUGUUGGAUGUGGUCGAGUGCACGUGCGCCGGUCUGCUGGCCGAGUUCCGUGUGACGGUCCGCCGGCCCGCACCCCGCUCGUACGCCGUCUACCCGAUGUCCUCCCUGGCCACGGCGGCCAACGACGACGAGGAACUGGACGCGGCGGCCGCUGAGGCCGCGGCCGCCGUCAACGCGGAACUGCCCGAGGACCUGCUGGCGCUGAUCGCUGCCGAUUGUUCCGGGCUCGGCGCGUCCGCGUACCGACGGCUGGUGACCGCUUGCCGGCAGCUGCGUAAGCUGAGCAUGAGGGCCGCGCGACAAGUGGACGACGAGGGCUUCGAGGCCGUGGCCGGCAUGCCGACCCUCCAACACCUGGACAUGGACGGCAUGGUUAACGUCACUUCAGACGGUCUGCUCAACGGUCUCCAGAAAGCCAACGGACUGCAAACACUGGGCCUGAGCGAGUGCCCGUAUGUAACGGACGAUGUGCUGCGCAGGGUGGGUGAACUGCGGCAGCUGCACCGGCUCCGAUUGGACCUGACCGAAUGCGAUAAGACAACGGCGGCCGGCGUGCUGGACAUGUUGACCGGUUGCGAACGGUUGCAGGAAUUGCACCUGACACUACCGCUGAACGCGGACUACGUGAACGCGGCCGCGGGCGCCGCGUCCCUACCGCAGCUCCGAGUGUUCCGGCUCGAGUUCGAGCGGCUCUCGUUCCAAGACCACCUGGACAACCAGCCGGCCGACGGCGACUGGCAGCGGACGCUCACCACCCGUUUCCGCGACGACGUGGACAUCCAGGUGUGGCAGACAUACACCAAGAUCUCUGUGUCCGUCGACUGAUGUGUACACGUGUUGGCCGGCCGGCCACCGGUCCGUGUGGCCGUGAUGCACGGACGUGUCACGGAUUCGUUCGACUACCGGACGGCGUUUUCGUACGACCCACAUAAUGUUUACCCGGUGAAACGAUAAUGGAAUAUUACUCUAUCGAUCGAUAUCCCAAUGAUCAUCGAUUCGACGGCAUAGAAGUAAUUAGGCAUCUUAACUAUCACGUCGGUCGUGGAUCCAUUCGUCAUACGAAUCUGUUUGAAUAACCUACCUUUAUUCACUCGUAUAUCUUACACUAUUACAUUUAUAUAUAUUUACUGUACAUAUAUAUUUAUACUCAUCACAGUAAAAUCGAAACUAGUCAAAAGCAGCGAUAGCUGGCGUUACUAUUUUAAUCACACAUUAUGUUAUUUUAUAUUUUAUACACACAUGUACGCACCCGUAAAGUAAUAUUAAUAUCUUACUUUAUCAUUUAUAUUCAUGUGUACAUCAUUAUUAUUGUUGUUGUUGUAUGUUUUUUACUCGUAGAUUAAUAGGUUAGGAAUCGUCUUACGUAUAUAUUAUCAUAUUAUAUUGUACUAUAAUCCUACACGCAUAUUCUUAUGGUUUACGUAGUAAUUAGUUAAAAUAUUUGAAGAGUUCGUAAGACGCUUUGUGUCGGUUGUUAAUAAAGAUUUAUACGUAAUAGUUUA
Molecule: messenger RNA, 2490 nt
Organism: Sipha flava (yellow sugarcane aphid)
Lineage: Eukaryota; Metazoa; Arthropoda; Insecta; Hemiptera; Aphididae
Exons: 3
Coding region: 344-1813 (489 amino acids)
Biological process (GO): SCF-dependent proteasomal ubiquitin-dependent protein catabolic process
Cellular component (GO): SCF ubiquitin ligase complex
Source: RefSeq, a predicted model, not a curated record